AUGGCUGAGCAGGUGGCCCUGAGCCAGACGGAGGUGUGUGGCAUCCUCCGGGAAGAACUGUAUCGUGGGGAUGCCUUCCACCAUUCAGAAACACACAUUUUUAUCAUCAUGGGCGCCUCGGGCAACUUGGCAAAGAAGAAGAUCUACCCUACCAUCUGGUGGCUGUUCCGGGAUGGCCUUCUGCCUGAAGCCACCUUCAUCGUGGGCUUUGCCCGCUCUCGCCUCAGCAUGGCCGAUAUCCGCAAACAGAGCGAGCCAUUCUUCAAAGCCACCCCCGAGGAGAAGCCGAAGCUUGAGGAAUUCUUUGCCCGCAACUGCUAUGUGGCCGGCCACUACGACGACCCUGCCUCCUACCAGCGCCUCAACAGCCACGUGAACGCCCUCCACCAGGGCUCCCAAGCCAACUACCUCUUCUACCUGGCUCUGCCCCCCACCGUCUACGAGGUCGUCACCAAGAACAUCAGUGAGACCUGCAUGAGCCCCACGGGCUGGAGCCGCAUCAUCUUGGAGAAGCCCUUCGGCAAGGACCUGCAGAGCUCUGACCGCCUGUCCAACCACAUCGCCGCACUGUUCCGGGAGGAGCAGGUCUACCGCAUCGACCACUACCUGGGCAAGGAGAUGGUCCAGAACCUCAUGGUGCUGAGGUUUGCCAACAGGAUCUUCGUUCCCAUCUGGAACCGGAACAACAUCGCCUGCGUGAUCCUUACCUUCAAGGAGCCCUUUGGCAUCGAGGGCCGCGGCGGCUACUUUGAUGAAUUUGGAAUUAUCCGUGAUGUGAUGCAGAAUCACCUCCUUCAGAUGCUGAGUCUGGUGGCCAUGGAGAAGCCCGCUUCCACCAAAUCGGAUGACGUCAGGGAUGAGAAGGUCAAAGUCUUGAAGUGCAUCACUGAAGUGAAGGCUGAAGACGUGGUCCUGGGGCAGUAUGUGGGGAACCCCAGCGGAGAAGGUGAGGCCACAAAAGGGUAUCUGGACGACCCUACGGUGCCCCAAGGUUCCACCACGGCCACCUUCGCUGCUGCCAUCUUAUAUGUCAAGAACGAAAGGUGGGAUCGCGUGCCCUUCAUCCUGCGUUGCGGCAAGGCCCUGAACGAGCGCAAGGCCGAGGUGCGGCUGCAGUUCCGAGAUGUGGCGGGGGACAUCUUCCACCAGCAGUGCAAGCGCAACGAACUGGUGAUCCGCGUGCAGCCCAAUGAGGCCGUGUACACCAAGCUGAUGACCAAGAAGCCCGGCAUGUUUUUCAACCCUGAAGAGUCUGAGCUAGACCUCACCUACAGCAGCCGAUAUAAGAACGUGAAGCUUCCUGAUGCCUACGAGCGCCUCAUCCUGGACGUCUUCUGCGGGAACCAGAUGCACUUCGUGCGCAGUGACGAGCUCCGGGAGGCCUGGCGGAUUUUCACCCCGCUGCUGCACAAGAUUGAUCACGAGAAGCCCCAGCCCAUCUCCUACGUUUAUGGCAGCCGAGGGCCCACGGAAGCAGAUGAACUGAUGAAGAGAGUCGGCUUCCAGUAUAAAGGCGGCUAUAAGUGGGUGAACCCCCACAAGCUCUGAAGGCCUGCUCCCCGCCCCUGUGCCUGUGUUGCCCUCAGUUGAUCAGGACUUUGUGACCAGGUGACAACCCCACAUUCCCCAACCCCCUCAGCUCAGCCUUGAGCUCCCAGUACAUUCCAAAAUUCUGGCUGUAAGCAAGGAUCUUCCUGCAGGCACCAUCUACUGUUCCCAAGGCCCAGGACAGGAGUCAUGAUAGUGGGCACCACCAGGGAGCUAUGAGCUUGUCCAUUCUCCCUCAGAAAGGAGGGAGUCGUGCCCCUGAGAACGUGCUGUGGCACCAUUAGACAUUCCAGCACACUCCCAUGUCUAUGGCCCCGGAGGCACCCCCACCAACAGCUCCUCCA
Messenger RNA from Echinops telfairi (small Madagascar hedgehog), 1892 nucleotides. Its product is annotated as glucose-6-phosphate 1-dehydrogenase-like. The transcript has a single exon. Gene Ontology annotation, molecular function: glucose-6-phosphate dehydrogenase activity; NADP binding. Gene Ontology annotation, biological process: glucose metabolic process; pentose-phosphate shunt, oxidative branch. Gene Ontology annotation, cellular component: cytosol. Lineage: Eukaryota; Metazoa; Chordata; Mammalia; Afrosoricida; Tenrecidae. Bases 1 to 1548 code for a protein of 515 amino acids. The record is from RefSeq and is a predicted model, not a curated record.